AUGAAAUAAUCACUCUUUGCUUAGCGUAUGAAGUUAAAAAAGGAUAUCCAAAAACCAGAUGAAAACCUCUCAUUUCCUUAAACAUUCAAAGUUGAUAUUCCACCAUAACCUAAUCGUGCCUAAUUUCAUGGUUUAAGUGAAAAAGAUUAUUAAUAAAUUGAUGAAGAAAAUCUUAAAGCAAUCAAAGAAAUGAAUUAAGAAUAAGUUAUGGAAUUACAAAAAUAAAUUAGAGAAUCUUUAGGUGAUAAUUUAUGCAAAAUGUUUGAAUCUGGAGACAUAUACUAAAUUAAACAAUAAAAACAAAUGCAACUAGAAAUUAACUAAACCAUUACUAAAAAUACAGAAGUUUUUAGUAAACUUAUUGAUGAAGAUUAAAUUACAAUCUCUUAAAUUCAAGAACUAAUUAAAUCACCAGAAAUGAGUAGUGUUAAAUUGGCACUCCAAAAAAUUGAUAAAGUUAUUAAACCAUAAAAUGUUCUCUAAUUAGAAUCUAUAAAUCUAAGUGAUUACCUUAUCUCUGUUGGAAAAUCAACUAACAUUUCAGUAUCCCUAUUUUCAUUUGAUUUGCUUUAUACAUAUUGGACAUAGAUAGUUCCUAAUUGUUGGAAUCCAAUAUAUAAUCUUAAAGAAACUAAAGAAAUUGAAGAUCUCUAUAUUGAUCUACCUUAAAUGAUUAAUUAAUUAUAGCAUCAUAUUCAUUAUACCAAAGCAUUAGACCUUUUAAGAAUAAGAAACAUUCUAUCCUAAUCCAAUUCUAAAUAUAUAAUAGAACAAUAAUCAAUUAUAAACAUCGAAUGCAAAAUUAAAUCUAUUAUUUUACUUUAAUAAUUUUAAGAAUUGUAAAAAAUUGAUUUCAUUUCUUAAGAAUUUUCAGAUUUUUUACUAUCAAUCAUUUUCUAUUAUUUUAAUUAUCUACUUGAUUCCCAAUGUAAUAUAAUUAUUAGUGAAUUAUCAAAAUUAUAGAAUUCAAACUUAAAAUUGGCUAUAUUCUAUCAAUAUUAAUAAAGAUUUAGUUGCAAAUUAAUACAUGAACCUUUAAUAUUAAAUAUAAAGAAACCUGAAAUUAAUCAAGAUAUCUAAAUUUAUGAAAUAGUUCCAUUUUAAUCUGUCCUUGCAAAACUAUUUGAUUCAUUUAAUUUAGCUAUAUUUUCUGGUCAAGAUGUUAUAACUUGUCUUAAAUAAAUUGUUUCAUUGAUUUUUGAUAUUAGAUAUUUAGCAAAAUCUAUUAUUUCAAGAAAGUAAAGAAAAAUACAUAAAUGGAGAUUAUUGAACAUUUUAAGAAGUAUCUUUUAAGAUCAAUUUAAAAAUGAAGCCAAUAAAAGAACAUCAAUAAAAGAAAAUAAUGAAAAAUAUUAAUUAUUAGAAUUAAUCAGAUAAUAAUUAAAAAUUGAAUUUCAUUUAAGAGAUGAAAAAGAAUUAGUCUUUGAGGCAAGUUUAUAUUCAGGACUCUCCUAAUUUCUAAGUUAACAUGAAUAUCAAUUAGAAGUUGUUUAAUAAUAUAUUGAUUGUUUUAAUGAUAUUGAUUUUGAAAUAAAAUCUGAAUUCGUACUGUUAAAACUAUACAAAUUAUUAAUAUCUAAUAUGGAAUUACCUAAAGGAUUAAUAAAUUUAUACAAAUAUUUAUUGAAUAAAAUAAAUAUCAAAGAAUUAGCUGUCCUAUUAAAUAAAAAUGUUUCUUAUUUUGAAAAAUUACUCUAAAAAUGUUAAUAUGAUUCAUAUUAUAAUGAAACAUAUGUGAAUGUUUUAUUUUUGUUUAUUAGCCCUCAUUUUAAUCCAGAUUUUCACAAUUUAUUAUUUUAAGAAUUCUAAUGCUCACCUAUAUUGCAAUAUUUAUCAUCAGAAAUAUAUAUGAAACAUUUAAAUUACUUUACUAUUAAACCAAAUAAAGGAUUAGAGAUUUAUAGAUAAAAUGUCUUAGAUGUAAGUAGUUAAAAUGAAUUUAUAUAAAAAUGGCAAGCAGAAAUUAGUCAAUGGUGA
This is a messenger RNA of Paramecium pentaurelia, 1977 nucleotides long. The record is from the annotation of a GenBank genome assembly. Lineage: Eukaryota; Ciliophora; Oligohymenophorea; Peniculida; Parameciidae.